Symbiodinium natans is the source of this 2988-nucleotide messenger RNA. NCBI's taxonomy places the organism in Eukaryota, Dinophyceae, Suessiales, Symbiodiniaceae. The record is from the annotation of a GenBank genome assembly.
AUGGCCCUGUCCAAUUUGGAUUCUUGGGAGUUUUUAGGAACAGGGAAAUGGUCCCGUCCAGGAUAUGAGGAAUUUGGGGAUAUGGCCUUGUCCAUGUCCAUGUCCCAGGUUGGAGGGGACCACGUUUCAGUGCUGGAGGAACAGUUUGCCAAAGUGGAGGAGCUCAGGAAGGAGAACCAGUCCCUUCUAGAACGGCUGCAGCAUGGUGGGCCGGAGGGCGCCCAUGAGGGCCCAGAGAGUGGAAGCCCCGAGAUGGAGGAGAAGCGUCAGGUAGCAGAGGUGGUGCCACAGGCACAAGAGGCCUCGGUGGAACUACGGGCGCAGUUGGAUGCGGCUUACCAGGAGCUGGAAGAGUUACGUGCCUCCACGGACGUGGAGGAGUCGGCAAGGACAAGGACGGAGAAUCUGGAGCUGCGCGCCAGGCUGGCACAUGCCAUCUACUGCACGACGGAGGCUCAGAAAGCCUUGGCAACAGAGACGGGCCAAGCCAUGCCCACCGAAGAGGAGUUGACCUUGACGCUCGACAACGCCAAGCAUGUUGGAGUAAUGUUCGGUCCGCGUGAGGGCCGGGAACUGGGUCGCGGCUGGCAGUUACAGGUCAUGCGAGUCCGCGAAGGGACGUGGGCAGAACAAGCUGGGGUACAAGCAGGGGAUGAGCUACAUUAUGUGGAUGGCCAGCCCAUCGAAGUGUUGCCAGAGGCGGAGGUCUUGGCGCUCCUGCAGAAGCGGCCUGUUGAGCUGACGUGGAUUCGCCGGCAGGCCGUUCCAGAAAGAACCGGCGAAGCCAGCGAGGCCUCUCAAGCUCAGGAGAGAACGACGAACAGCGCGGACGCAGAUCUACGCAAGAAGCUGCAGGAUGCCGAGGAGCAAAACCGUGCGUUGGAGGACCAGCUGAAAAGACUUUCAAUGGAGCUGGGUAAGGUGCAAGCUGGUGACUUCGAAGACGUACUUCGAGAGCGACAGGAGAAGCUGGAUGCCUUGCAAGACGAAUUGUCUAGAGUUAAGUCGGAGCUGGAAUCCAGACCGCCGCCGCAGAUCCAGCCAGCUCUCGAUGAUGCUCAGGAUGGGAGCUCCAAGGAUCUCCGUGAGCGCGUGCAGUCGUUGGAGGAGCAGCUGUCAACUGCUGAGGCAGCAAGGCGGCAGGCCGACGAGGCGCGUGCAGCUUGCACGGAAAAGCUCGCGGCGCUGGAGCUGGAGGUCGCAGAUGCAGAGGCGCAGCGGGCGGCUGCCCUGCAAGAUGCUGCCGGAGCAUCUACAGAGCUGCAGCAGCAGUUAGAGAGGCUACAGUCUGAAGCGGCACAGGUGCCGGACUUGCGCGACAAGCUUGCUGAGCUUGAGGCCAACCACGAGUCUGCGCUGCAAGCGCAAGCAUCAGCCGAGCAACUGCAGCACGAAGUCGAGAGACUGAAGGCCGAAGCUGCUGAUGCACAGGCGCAACGAGCCGCGAUGGAGGCUGACCAGGCUUCGUUGCAAGAAGCUGCCGGAGUGUCGGCAGAGCUUCAGGAGCAGUUGCAAAGGCUACAGUCUGAGGCUGCGCAGGUGCCGGAAUUGCAAGGCAAGCUUGUCGAGCUGGAGGCUGCGCAGGAGCGCGCACUCCAAGCACAAGCCUCUACCGAGCAGCUGCAGCUUGAAGUCGAAAGACUGAAGGCCGAAGCAGCCCAGGUGCCAGCGUUGAAAGCACAGAUCGCAGAUGCAGAGGCAGCGUGCGACCCUGGCACGGGGAGAGCACCAGAAGAUGGUGGGGACGGCUGGGGAGACGAGCUGGAUUUGGGUGUUGGUGGCCUGGGUGGCGAUGCUGGCCUGAGUGGCGUCGCAGCGGCAGCCACGGCGGCGGCAGCGCCUGCAGCGGCAGAAGAGACCAGCGAUCAAGGUGGCUGGGACGACUUCGACCUCGAGGAUGCAUUGUCCAAGGAGGAGCCCGCCAAGCCCGCGACGAGCAUUCAAGUCGACCCGGCAGAAGGUCAGGGCUGGGACGAUUUCGACUUCGAGGAGUCUUUGCCCAAAGCAGCCGACACCGAACCGGGAACUGCUGUGGCUGCAGCAGCAGACCUGGAGCAACUGGAGAGGCUGAGGUCUGAAGCUGCACAGGUGCCUUUCUUGCAGAGCAGACUUGCCGAGCUUGAGGCGAAGCACGCGUCGGCCCUCCAAGCGCAGGCGUCGGCUGAAGAGCUGCAGCACGAAGUGCAAAGACUCAGGGCGGAAGCAGAUGCGGCGAACAGCAAGGUAUCCGCCAUGGAGGCGCAGCAGACGGCCGCCUUGCAUGAUGCUGCCGGAGCAUCUGCAGAGCUUCAGCAGCAGCUGGAGACGAUCAAAUUGGAGAAUGCGCAGGUGCCCGAGUUGCGUGGCAAGCUUGCUCAGCUUGAGGCGGAAUACGCUUCCGCCCUCCAAGCGCAAGCGUCCGCUGAGCAGCUGCAGUCCGAAGUCGAAAGACUGAAAACCGAAGCAGCGGAGGUGCCAACGCUCAAAGCGCAGAUAGCAACCGUGGAGGUAGAGAAGCUGCAGUCCGAAGCUGACAAGGCACGAGUAAGCCGCAGCGGAAUCAUCGCCGGGGCAGUAACUGAUGUUGAACGCUCGAUCGACCUCCGCGCCCCUUUCAGGCGAAACACGAGUCGGCGCUCCAAGCACAGGCGUCGGCUGAACGGCGGCAGCAUGAGGCCAGAGGAAAUGACGGGCCUCCUGCCGAAGGAAUGCCAGAUAAAGGCCGGCGGCAUUGCAAACAAGAUGCAAAGCAUUGUAAGGCGGCGCGCAACUUGUCGCAUGACCAAAGGAAGCGACGGCUGGGGGGACGACUUUGAUCUCGGUGGCUUGCCCGACAAAGCCGAAACACACCACUCCUUCUUCCGGUGUUCAUUCAGACAUGUCGAGAAGUCCCUCAGCAGACGUCCAGUGCUCCACCAAGGGGAUGGUGGUCCGCCCACUGGCGACGGGGCAGCUUGCCUCAAAUAUGCUUCUCCGCAUCUUGGUGAUGCAGCUCGCAGCCUACAGUAG